ACCAUAUUUCUGUGUUGGACAGCCGUGCUGCGAUUCUAAUGCAUCAGGCGAGAGUAGGGGACCGCGUUAGCGCUCUCGCCAAGCGGUGGCCGCACAUCAAAGCCUGCGAGCAGCACGUUUGCAGCUUCGGGGCGACGCCUGGAUCCUGCUUUCAUAAUAUUUUUUUUCGAGCUGGGCAAUUUUCGGAUUUGUUGAAUAAGGAGCAGAAUUACAUUGUGGGGCCUUUUGCUUUAUUAUAUGUUUAUAGGCAUAUUAGGAAAGCCCCGGUCUUGCUAUAAACCCUUGGUAGUCGAUCAUUUCCCGUUUCGUGGCUGUAAAAAUACGGUAAUAUUUACCAAAUAACGAUUAGAAAAGGAGAAAAGAUGGCUCGUCCCAGACCUCGGGAGUACAAAGCCGGUGAUCUGGUUUUUGCGAAAAUGAAAGGGUAUCCACACUGGCCAGCGAGGAUUGAUGAGCUCCCAGAAGGAGCGGUGAAGCCACCUGCCAACAAGUACCCCAUCUUCUUCUUCGGCACCCAUGAAACGGCAUUCCUGGGCCCCAAGGACCUUCUGCCGUACAAGGAAUACAAAGAUAAGUUUGGAAAGUCUAACAAGAGGAAAGGCUUCAAUGAAGGAUUGUGGGAAAUCGAGAACAACCCCGGAGUCAAGUUCACUGGCUACCAGGCCAUGCAGCCCCAGAGCUCUUCGGAGACAGAGGGCGAAGGUGGCAACGCGGCGGAUGGCAGCAGCGAGGGCGAGGAGGGUGACUCCGUGGAGGAAGACGGACAAGGAAAGCAGAAGGGUGACCGGGCCGGAGCCAAGCGGAAAAAGACCGCCUCCUCCAAGAAGUCAUCCAAGUUGUCAAGGAAGUCUUCGGGCGAAGAGGAAGAGGAGGUGGACCAGGAUGGGAAAGAGGACGGCCACAAGAGCAGCUCAGAGGGAGGAGACCCAAACAGCGACGUGCAGAGCGCUCCAGAGAGCAAGAAGGCCAGUCAAGGGGUAAACUCCCGACAAGUUUAAAUUGAAAAAGGAAAAAAAAAAAUCUAAGAACAUAUCUGAUAUACGUACAGGCGAGAAAACACCACAUUCGUCAUGAUUAAAUGUCAUAGCCGUCUAUCAGCGAGCGAAUCCUAAACCUCAGAUUGCAUUGUGAAGGUCCUGUAGCCUCCUGCCCCCCACCUUGCCCCUCGUGUCUCCCCGGCUGAGCUGCCACUCUGCCCCAUCUCCCAUCCAGCUUCCGCUUUCACGCUGCCGAGCAUCACUAGUAUAAAUGUGUGUCUCACCCCUGAUCGGCCGGGCCCCUCCGUGCUGUGUUUGGUUAAGUGCUUUGUCUGUUGCCUACCAGAUUAAACUUAGAGUUUUACUGUCCAUCAUUCUCCUUGGUGCCCAGCUUUAUGCUUCCAGGAGGUCAUUUUCACCCCGACCGCCCCGCGCUUUAACUGAGAUUUGAUCUUAGGUCAUAAUAAAACCAUAGGCUACCUGACGACAGGAAAUGGGAGAUCACUGUGUUCCCUCAGUGCCAUGGAGCAGCUGGGAAACAGAGGUUUACAGUGGAAAGGAUGUUGCCCCCAACGAAAACUGAAACGCAGAGUAGUGAAAAACACGCCUUUAACUCCCUCUCAGUCGAUGUCAGGAAUCAGCCUGCUCAAUAUUAAAACCGCCCUUUUUCAUUACACUUCUCAGAGAAAAAAAAAUACACAAUUAUAUAUAUAUAUAUCACAGGAAGUACCAAGGAAACCAGUUUAAAUUGUUGCGUAGCAGUGGUAAUUCUCAGAUAGUUUGUUGUAAAGAUGUUUUGUUUUGUGCGUUGUCUUGACAUUUAUCUAGACCGGUGGGUAUUAAAGCAUUUGCACGACGACUGAAAUACAAAAGUAACUCAAAGGCACUCAUAGAAUUACCUUUGAUAUUAUUACACUUAAAAUCAGAUAAUUGUACACUUGAUUGUUGCUGGAACAGCUGGACUUGGAAGGUGAAUGUUGUCUCGUUCAAAAGGGGAAUUCCACUGAUACCUGAGAACUUCUGUCCUGGGAAGGAAUCUAUUCUAGGCCCUCAUCAUAAUUUAGUUUUUAAUAAAUGCAGAAAAACAAAAGAAACCGCUGGAUCAUAGCCCAUAGUUCGUGGGAGAUUUACUUACACAAAGAUGUUCUGAGGGCAGAUGGAUGGAGAUGGAUCCAAACAAAUAGAGGAGGUGGGACCCACAACCCUCCUCCACAAUCUGAUUGGUUAUUUCUCUGAACCAAUCAUUUUUCCUUCUGCCCUCAGAACAUUUUUGUGUAAGUAAUAAAUAAUAAUAGUCAGGGGAAAGCCUCAUCUUUCGUCGUAAAUAUUAGGAUAUGAGGCUGUGAUUUUAAAAAGGUGAACGCAUUUGUUGAGAGAGAAGACAAAAAAAUUUUUUUAUGGUGAUCUUAAGACUAAGGUCAUCACAGGGGAAAAGCUCACAGACAAAGUACUCACAGACAGAUGAGAAAACAAACACUGCAGUGAUGGAGCAAGAGUUUCCUCAGGCCAGAAGCAAAGAGCCGGCUCUCUGUACAAGGUGUAAUGAAAUAGCCUUUGGAAGAAACAUCAUGUGGUUGUUACCAGAAUGAACUGGCUGCCAUUUUUCAUGGAAUUCCCCUUUAAGGAAGGAAGCGCGGUUAGGUACGGUGUUACUGGAGGCUGCCCAGUGUUCUAACCACAAACAGACCCCCCCCCCCCACCCGUACCUCUGCCCACUGAUCAGGCCUGUCACUGACACAUGGUACAGUGGAACUAUAUUUGUGAAUACCACAACACUAAGUUAUUUCAAAAUGGUUGGGUGUUUGAACACGAUAAAGUGAGAGGUUUAAAAAAAUAAUAUUACAUGAGAAAAACAAUUAUAAUGCAAGACUGUUUAAAUUGCUGCGUUUCCAUUCUUGUUUCAAUUAAAUAGAUAUUUUUUUCUUCAAAAUUUAUUGCUAUUUUAUGGAUACCGAUUUAGGAGUCUGUGCCUGGCUCUUUGUGUAGUAUCACGUAAAUUUUCAUCCCUAAGCCCACUGGAGACCAUACCCACAUUCCGCCUUCAUGUAACCAGAUGAAAUAUUAAAUUGAAAACGUAGAAUAAAUGUAUGAAGUAAUGUGCACAGUUACACAACAAUUCUACAUUAAGUUAAAUAUAUAUUUAUAUUUUGCUGUAGAAUGUAGCACCAAUAGUAUUCUACAAAGCUAUAGACAACUUCUCUUCUUUUUACGAAAAAAAAAACAAACGUGAAAACUUUCUGUAUGUGUGUAAAAUCAGCUAGAUUUCUUAGGGUUUAUAAUGGCAUGCGAGACCAUCACCACACACACACACACACACACACACAGGGUUGUCACGAGUGGCCACUAGAGCUGGGCGAUAUCUAAAAACAUAAUAUAUGAUAUUUUAAUUUAAAAAUAUCGGUAUAUAUGAUAAUAGAGUCAAAGACCCCCUCCCCCCCCCACAACCACAGAAGCAUGCAUGGUCAGUAGUUGCUUUAGAUCAAUAGUCACAGCUCUACAAUAAUAGUUAUUUUUUUACAUGCAGACAGAACGUGCAUAUCUGUUAGGUUCCUCGACAAUAAAACUUGCCAAGCGGGAUUUUGGGGUCCCCCACGAUAAAAUUUGCUGAGCUGAUGGGUAUAAAAUGUGUAUGGAAAAUAUGGGACAAUAAAAAAAAUACACGGUAUUUUACUUUUUAGUACCGGACCGUUUGCACAUCACAACAGACAAGCUUUUAAAAUGAAUUAAUAGCCUAGUUCAUCUAAACAUUGUCAGUGGUUAUCUCCACUUUUGGUUAUAUCCUGUGCAGGCCACCCCCUCCCUUAAAUGAAAGGAGCUGCAAAUCAGGAAUUCGUAGCUCAUUUAUCAGGGCAAUUUUCUUAUACUGAAAGGGAAUUUACAGUGGUAAGCGCUUGUCAAGUUUGACUAUUCACACAGGUUGGGAAGCUUCAGAUUCCCACGAGGAAGUUGCACUGAAACAGCUCAGAUUCUGGCUGCUGACUAGAAGAUAGAAGUUGAUGAUGUGACAAAGUUGAACACAGUAUUACGGCGAUGGGCAAUGCUUCUGAAAUGCUGUACUACAACAGCCAUGCUUCGGAAACACAGGCUAGGAAGCUGAAUGAAAGCCUUUAGUUGUCUUGCUGUGUGUGUAGCCUAAACCCAUUUCUCUGACUAAGAUGAUAAUCGGAAGUUAGUCACUGUCAGAUAUCGACACCGGGUUACUUGUCUGAUAGCGUCGAUUACCGACGGUAUCAUCAUAUUACCCAGUCCUAGUUACAAUGCCAUCAGUUAUGCCGCUUGUUCAUUCAUCUCCGCCACGGUGCCCCCUUCUGGUCCAGCUGUAGGACCCAUGAGAGUGCAGCGGAAUAGGUGACAGUUGAGCCCAAGCUGAAAGAAUUAGUGGAAGUGAUUGAGCGAAAGCUCUUCAGUACUGAACGGUGUUACGAAAAGCUUCCAUUAGCCUUUCAUGAAGUUCUUAUUCAGAAUGUGAUCGUAAUAAACAUAAUGAACCCCUUUAUUAAAUUCUGCUUUGUGGCAUUUUUACACAACAAAUAAAACAGUUUGGAUUGUAUUAAUCUGUAUUUAUGCUCCAGCAGCUGAUGGAGCAAAUUAUACCCAAUCUCCCUGCACCCAAACGGGGCUGUUAUGGGGGAACGUCUCUUCCAGGAUGUAACUCGCCUUCCCCGGAAGAGUCGCCAGAUUAAUAUAACUCUAAAUGUAUAAAUUAUUUUCCAAAAAAUAAAAAUACAACAGCUCUUGAUGAAUCUUUAACUCUAAAAUUUUUGUAAAAGUUGGCUAUACAUUUGGGUUUUAUAUCUUAUGUUCUACAAGUUUAGCAAGUAAAAUCCUAGAAUGCUAUAAGUGCUUUCUUUCAUACUCAGAUUAUAUUCAUAAUCUCUCAGCCAGUGGGUCACAGUUGGCAACCCUGAACACACCAUAUAACAGUUAUAUAAAUCCCAUGACGAUUGAACACAUCAUGUGACCAUUGUACAGAUCAUAUGACAUAAUAAUCCACUGUGCUUUUUUAAAAAAGGAUUCCAGCCCCCUGAUGUAUAUUCAUAUUGUAAAUGUACCACUGGGUUUCAGGACAGUGCAGAUCUCAUUGGUCAGUCCUGCAUAAGACCGCCCCUUAGAUAGGCCCCGCCCCUCCAUGGCCACGCUUAUUUAGAAAGGUAAAACAUUCCUUCACCACAGUAAAAUUGCCUUUUGCAUUUUAGUUUCUAAAAAAAAAAACAUUUAUUUUUCUGAUGUUGGUAAACAUGCUGUGGGAAAAUACAAAAAACUCAUUAACUCUUGAGUUUGAUUGCAUUUUAAUCUUUGUUAUGCUUGUAAUUGGAAUGUUUUACAUUUUCAAGGUUUGUAGUCAAAUGUCAAAUGUUUUUGCUGUUUAUGGAGAUAAAUUUUGCAAAAUAAAAUCAUUGGAAUGCA
This is a messenger RNA of Brienomyrus brachyistius, 5384 nucleotides long. RefSeq names its product HDGF like 3 (gene hdgfl3). The transcript is spliced from 5 exons. Gene Ontology annotation, cellular component: nucleus. Gene Ontology annotation, molecular function: transcription coregulator activity; double-stranded DNA binding. Gene Ontology annotation, biological process: regulation of transcription by RNA polymerase II. The record is from RefSeq and is a predicted model, not a curated record. The coding region runs from base 363 to 998 and encodes 211 amino acids. NCBI's taxonomy places the organism in Eukaryota, Metazoa, Chordata, Actinopteri, Osteoglossiformes, Mormyridae.